This is a messenger RNA of Mus musculus (house mouse), 1008 nucleotides long. It is a transcript of the gene Hacd1, whose product is annotated as 3-hydroxyacyl-CoA dehydratase 1. The record is from RefSeq and is marked validated. The coding region runs from base 169 to 915 and encodes 248 amino acids. NCBI's taxonomy places the organism in Eukaryota, Metazoa, Chordata, Mammalia, Rodentia, Muridae. Gene Ontology annotation, biological process: fatty acid biosynthetic process. Gene Ontology annotation, cellular component: endoplasmic reticulum membrane. Gene Ontology annotation, molecular function: (2E)-enoyl-CoA hydratase activity; very-long-chain (3R)-3-hydroxyacyl-CoA dehydratase activity. The transcript is spliced from 7 exons.
GCUCCUCCCCCUCGCGGGAGGCCGGGCAGGCGGCGCCGACCCCCCGCGCGUCGCACAUGGAGCGCUGGACCGAGGCGGCGGCCGCGGGCAGCGGCACUUCAGUGGCGCGCUCAGCCGGCCCCUCCCGCUCCUGUGCGCUGCUCCUCCGGGUCCGCGUGCGCGGUCACCAUGGCGUCCAGUGAGGAGGACGGCACCAACGGCGCCUCCGAGGCCAGCGACGAGAAGGAAGCCGCCGGCAAGCGGAGACGCCUAGGCUUACUGGCCACCGCCUGGCUCACCUUCUACAAUAUCGCCAUGACGGCCGGGUGGUUGGUUCUUGCUAUUGCUAUGGUACGCUUUUAUAUGGAAAAAGGAACACACAGAGGUUUAUAUAAAAGCAUUCAGAAGACACUUAAGUUUUUCCAAACAUUUGCUUUGCUUGAGGUAGUCCAUUGUCUGAUCGGAAUUGUACCCACUUCUGUGCUUGUGACUGGGGUCCAAGUGAGCUCAAGAAUCUUCAUGGUGUGGCUCAUUACUCACAGUAUAAAACCCAUCCAGAAUGAAGAGAGCGUGGUGCUUUUUCUGGUCUCCUGGACUGUGACCGAGAUCACUCGCUAUUCCUUCUACACAUUCAGUCUCCUCGACCACUUGCCGCACUUCAUUAAAUGGGCCAGAUACAAUUUGUUUAUCAUCUUAUAUCCCGUUGGAGUUGCUGGGGAACUUCUCACAAUAUACGCCGCCUUGCCUUACGUAAAGAAGUCAGGAAUGUUCUCAGUACGGCUUCCCAACAAGUACAAUGUUUCUUUUGACUACUACUAUUUUCUUCUCAUAACCAUGGCCUCCUAUAUACCGUUGUUUCCUCAGCUCUAUUUUCAUAUGUUACGUCAGAGAAGAAAGGUGCUCCACGGGGAGGUGAUCGCGGAGAAGGACGAUUAAGUGGUUCCCACACACAAGGUGCUCUUUUCAGAAAAACCGGAUUACUUGAGUCCAAGUUUUAAUAAUAAGAAUAAACGACUUCAUGAAAUACCA